UAAUUCAAAACAAAAGCCUAAAAAUGGAGCUUUAACUAGUUCGAACGAUUCUAUAAUUAGUUCUGAUUUGAAUUCUGCAGAUUAUUCUCAUUUAACAAAACAUAUACGAACAGAUAGUUUUGAUGAAUUUUUUGAUAAAACUUUAAUAAAUGCUGAAUGUGCAGAUUUUGGAUUCUGUACAGAAGAGUAUAAUGAUUCAACUGAAUUUAAUUUAGAGAAAAUUAAAGGUUCUGUAAAAAAUAAUGAUAAAUGCCAAGAAAAACCUUCAUAUAAUAAAGGUAAAGAAUGCGUAAAGUGA
Molecule: messenger RNA, 298 nt
Organism: Cetraspora pellucida
Lineage: Eukaryota; Fungi; Glomeromycota; Glomeromycetes; Diversisporales; Gigasporaceae
Source: the annotation of a GenBank genome assembly